Messenger RNA from Drosophila albomicans, 1439 nucleotides. It is a transcript of the gene Pfdn2, whose product is annotated as probable prefoldin subunit 2. Lineage: Eukaryota; Metazoa; Arthropoda; Insecta; Diptera; Drosophilidae. Gene Ontology annotation, cellular component: prefoldin complex; cytoplasm. Gene Ontology annotation, molecular function: protein folding chaperone. Gene Ontology annotation, biological process: protein folding. The transcript is spliced from 2 exons. The record is from RefSeq and is a predicted model, not a curated record. Bases 73 to 513 code for a protein of 146 amino acids.
AACGAUUCGGUCACACCCUAACGAGCUAGCAUUCAACUUUAGUAGACAUCUGUUUAAAAAUUAACUAGAAAAAUGAGCAACGAAGCGGCGAAAGCGCAAAUCUCCCAGGAGAAAAUUGUGGCCCGGUUCCAACAGCUGCGGAACGAACAAAGAAAUUUGGCCAACAGCCUCAAUACGUUGGAAAUGGAUCUGCGUGAACACAAAACUGUGAUAGAAACCCUUAAUUCGGCGGAUCCAGAACGUAAGUGCUUCCGUCUCAUUGGCGGAGUGCUGUGCGAACGCACCGUCAAAGAUGUACUGCCCCAGUUGGUGGAGAACAAGGAUUUCAUGGCGAAAACAAUUACAAUGGUCACCGAAGAACUGAGCAAAAAAGGCUCCGAAAUCAAUAAAUUUAAGGAAGAGCACAACAUCAAGAUUCGUGGCGAACAAAUUGGCACCGACGGCUCCUCGAAGGCAUCCGAGGCGGAAAGCGCCACCAAAGCGGAAAACCGUAAUGUGCUUGUGUCCAACUAACAUCUCUAAGAACAUAAAGAAGAGCAUAAGCCAAAAUGAAGAGAAGAACGAGGCGUAUUUAUUGUGGUUCACGAAUGCAUUGAUUGAUUCUAAUGUUAUAUGUAAUUUUAGCUAUUAAGGCGCAGUUCGACACCAACAUCAUCAACACCUACUCACACACACACUAAUUAAUGCCUUGAUUCCAACUACAAAGCAGAGAGACGAGACACCAAAUUCAUACAGCCAGAGAUAUAGUCACGGGUUUCGCAUUUGCUUUAUUGUUCUUCGAUAUAGUCACGCGAUUUGCAUAUUCUGAAUUUUUCCUCGAGUAGUGCUUUAUAUAUACGCGAGUCAUUUUGAAAUGAUUGAAUUGUGCACUUGUCAGUAAAACUUAAAUUUAGUUUUCUGCGCAAUUUAUUCUUGUAUACAAUUUAUCUGUAUAUGUCAAAACAAAAGAGAUGAGAUACUAAAUGCAUUUGUAAUGUACAUGAAGCAAUAUAAAUUAUCAAUAUCUACUUAAAACUCCGAGUAGCAUAAUAUUUGAAGAAACUAUAUUAGCUUUGAAUAAUAUGUACAAUUCUGCAUACAGUAAAGUGUUGAAUGUAAUUUUAGUAAUACCAUAAAAGUGAUCGAAUUUUCCAGAAUAUUCGGCUCAAGAAAAUCUCUUGCAUUUUAAAAAUUUGUGGUAUAUUCAACAUUUGUUUAAACUGAAUUGAUAAAUUGAAAAUGUAUCUUAAAGCAAUACAACAACUAAGUCGAAGUCUCUCGGUCUGUCUUAAGGACCUUCGCACAUCGAUAUUUGCAAUCAAGGCAUUAUUUUACAUUCAUUCGCCCAUCGAAAUCCCCUCAUUUAACACAGCCUCAACCACACAGUCUUACACACACUUAACAACAACACGCCCACGUUGAAGUCCGGCUAACAAUUAAACAAGAAAACGAUAAAGAAA